This is a messenger RNA of Podarcis lilfordi (Lilford's wall lizard), 7888 nucleotides long. The record is from the annotation of a GenBank genome assembly. NCBI's taxonomy places the organism in Eukaryota, Metazoa, Chordata, Lepidosauria, Squamata, Lacertidae.
AUGAAUGACGUUACGUGCCAGUCUUUGUUUUUCAUCAGUCUGCCUGAGCUGCGAAAACUCUGUGCCGUGAAGGUUACACUGAAUUCUCAGUUUGCAGCAACAGAAAUUAGAACAGCACAAAGGAAGAUGUGCAGGUAAAGGAAAUUUGUUUAUUGUAUUUUUUGCACCUUUGCUAUCCUAAUGAAGUUCAUAGUGGACACAUGGCGGAAGGGGGAAUGAUGAUGCUGGGGGGAAAGCAUGCAUUGAUGUUUUUACAUAUAGGUUGCUUAUCAUGGUUAAUUCACAGGCACUGAAACUAUCUGCAAAGGGUCCAACAAUCCUAUUGCAGCUUGCUGAGCCAAGGAACACUCUGUUGUGACUGUGAGAGAGUUGCUGUAGCUCAAGUUCUGAUAUUCUUUCUUCACAAUUCAGAUGCUUUGUACACUAAUAAAUGCCAAAAUGAUAAGAAGCUGAGUGUAUAAAACACUUGCUGCCUCUGACUAAAGCCAGUUUUAGGCACCCAGUCAAUAAUGGAUACACAUUAUUAAAUAUUUAAGACUCAAUAAAGAUUUUGUUACAACAUUACAAAACUUGAUGUUACUAUGGAACUAUCACAAUAUGCCUCACUUCAAAUGAUUUCAAAAGUAAAGGACCUCUGACUUAGUCUCCCUCUAAAAAUUGUAGCCUAGCCUCAGACUACGUGGACCUGUGCUUGCUGGCACAUCAGGUCUUAAGAAUGGGCCAGUAGAAUUUACAUAUAGAAAUGGGUAUUGCAUCCAUACAUAUGAAAUUGCAUUUGCUAGGAUUUUUGUUUUCUGCUAAUUGAUCAACUGUGCUUCACUUCCAUGAGUAAUAUCUAUGGUAAGAUACAUGGAAUUAAAGAAUAUACAUAGUUAAUGGCCAGUUAUUCUGAGGACACUUAGAUGACUGUGAAGCAACAUCUUAAAGAAUGUUGACUAAAAGAAAAAAAUUUGUAGAGUGCAGUGUACUUUGGGUUAUAGAUUUACUAUUAUGGAAUUGUGGAGGUUAGUGACAAGUUUUGAAUGCUUUACCUAGGCAACUCUUGCAUCUGCAUCAAGAUGUGCUUUCUUCACCUGUUCCUGGAACAUUGAAUCAAAUUUCAGUGGUUAUGACGGUCAGUAAUAAUAUUUCUGGUAACUUAUAUAUAAAUUCAGAGUAUAGAUGGUCCAAGAUCCCCUGGACAAGAUAUUGAGCACACUUAUGUCUGAGCUUAUGAAGUCAGGGUUUUCCAGGACAAGAUUUCCCCAGGGAAAAAACUGCCACUCCCCAUCCAGGAUCUGGAGAACUGAAACCAAGUUGCCAAGCAACAGUGAACUGGUGAGGCUGUACAAGCAGAAAAGUAUAGAGGCCUGGUUGCCCUGGCAAUUGGAAUGACCUGGCUCUUCCCUAAAGACCCCAAAGUCUUAUAGGACUCCAGGCAACCACAGAAAGCAUGAGAGGCCUCCCAUCUUUAAUUUAAAUGUUGAUCAUAUGUCUGAGGAUCAAACAUUCUGGCUACAACGGUUGAUUAGGUUGGAGGCCAAGAACAAGGAGGAAAAACUGGGAGACAUUCAGUGGCAGGCCUGGGGGUCUCAAAUUUCAACAGCAUCCCGUGUGAUGCCAAAAUUCAGCAAACCACCCCCCUCACCUUUCAUUCUAUAUCAUAGUUGCAACAACCCCAAGCGCUGCACCCAAAGUGACUGAACCAGUAGCACUCCCCUAAAUCCCUAAAUCUGUGACAUUAACCCCCUAUUCUUUCUAUCUCAUAUUAUACCAGUGAACAAGCCAGUGAUGAGGCUCCUUAGCAGGGCUGCAAAUGUACACGCUUACAAAGAUAAAGAUUGUUAGCAGAAUUCAUGUGAUUGAUACCUUGAUCUUAAGAUUAGACUAUUACUUUCCAGUCCAUAGAAGCUUGUUAUACAACCGUAGCAUUUGACAGUUGCCUUUAUCAGCCACCCUCUGGAAAGGUCUUAUCCUGAAGUCACAAGGGGACUAAACAUAGUGCCUUGCCAUUUUCUCUUUCCCUUAAAUACAUGAGUUUAGAAAGAUUCUAAAGACAAACAACUGUCAUGAACAAACCAAGUAACAUAGUUUCUUUGUAGUGAUUUUUGUCAUUUAGAGAAAAUUUCAACAUUUCUACAUAUGGGAGUGAGACCAAUUGCAUUUUUCUCAAAAAAUGUAAGAUUAUCUUCAUUAAAUGUAUCCAAACAAUAUCUAUCUGUGAUAUAUUUGUUUGUUUUGCUUGUUUUAGAUACUCUUCUAUAAGUCAGGAAAAUUUCAAGCUUAUAUAGAGAAAAACAGAUCUAUAGUAAGUAAUAAAAGUUUUUUCUAAGCCUGGUUACAUUGUUUAGCAAUUGCAUAUACUUAUUUGUUUUGUUUAUUUGCUAAAUGUAUAUACCUCACAUAAAACCUAGCUCUCUGAAAAGUUUGAAAACUUUUCUUUAUAAUGCCCAGUCCAGUGGCUGGUGGCAGUAUACCUAGGACUACCUGUAGUAACACAAGUUGAUUAUUUUUUUAAUCACCAGUUCAAUGCCUCACCAGUUCACACAAGCUUGUUAAGAAUUGUUAAGCUUGUUAAGGCUGUAUAAGAAUCCACACUUGGAUAAUGAAUUUGCUAUUAGUAUAAAUCAACAGAAAAACUGUUUUUGUAGGUUUCUGUCCCCUGACCUGCUAUCUAUCAAUACAGAACUAAUUUUCUGUAGGAAAAGUGAAAAGGAAGAGGGCAAAUUUCAGGAGUGAGCCAGCGGUAAAUCACACGGUGAAAGUUGGAGCUAUCUCUACUAGCAAAAACGCAAUUGACACAGAAGUGUUAGGCCUAGUGGGCACAGCAACUUAUCUCUUGUUCCCAUGAAUCAGUUGCUGAUAUGGAAGGUCCCUGCCUUUCUACAGCUGUCUAAGUCCCCUUUUCUCCAGGGUUUGUUUUCCAAGCAAUUGGAGACUGUGACUUGUGCCUCGCCAAUCGCUCUUCCACCCUUUUCCUGCCUUUGGUUCAGGGAGACAAGAGGGAGGGGAGCUUGUUGCAGCAGCAGCAGGAGACACCCAUGACACUUCACCAGCCUGACUCAUCUCUGCCUCUUGGCCUCUCUCCUUCCACCUCCUGCUUCAGCUUCUGCCUCUGAUUCGGAACUUCUCUCUGUUACACACUUUCCCAGCUCACUAAGGCCUGUUACCUCCUCAGCUUCCAAUACCUCCCUUUCCCAGUCUUCUCCCUCUGACCACUCAUCAUUGUCCCACCACCACUCUCUGGGCUCUGAAUCUUCUUCCCUUGGUGGUUCCCCAGCUGGUUUCUCCCACCGUUCCUCUCCAACCAGGAAAAUUAGAAAACAUGAAAAUUGGUGGCUAUUGAAGGACUGUACCUCAGUACAGAGCUUACAUUUUCACUUCAUUUUUUAGCACAGAUGUUAUACAAUUGUAAUAGUAUACAACACUGCUACAUUAUGUUGAACCAAGAAAAAUAACUUGUGUAAUUUACUGCACACUGGGAAGCUGUGUUAGCACUUUCAAAGGCAAAACUAGAUAUUUCAAUCACAUCACUGGGAACUGAAUGAUUGUUUUUUUGUUUAGUAGAUAACAACUCAGAUUGGAACCAACAUUGUGGGAGAUAAGAUUUUACCCUUUGUCCCCACCAUGGGUCACCUGCCCAGCUGUUAUCCACCCCAAGAGAGUGCCAAUGGCAGCUUCCCUCCUGCAAAUAACAGCUCCUCCCUCCCUGGUGGAGACAAUCAAGAUAAAAACCAUGGCAGAGGCAGUGGAUUACAUCUCUUCUCUCCCCACACUGUGGUCCUGAUCUGUAUCCUGCCCUUCAAACCAUCUGUUUUACCAAACAGAAAAUUGUCCCACAACUGCCAAUUGCAAUUGUUGGUCACCCCAUUUAAUUUGGCCCUUUGGUAAAGAAGAGCUGCGGCUAGACAGAGUGGAAUGUAUUUCGCUGCAUGGAUCAAUCAACUUCAUAUAGUGUCAGUAUGCUCUAUGAUUAGCAUAUUUUGAAAGAGAAAGCAUGUAUUUUUUAUUGUUUUUUGGUUUAUCACACUAGGUGGCAAUGCCAGAGAGAGUUGUUCCAGCUGUCUUUCAAACCUGCCUGUCCUAUACACUUAUAGCCAAACUUGCUCCUAAUUGGAACCAAGCUGGUCAUCUCUUGAUACAAGGUAUUUAUUCUGAACCUUUGACAAUCACAGUCCUAUGUAGUGUUAUAUAUUUGCUCUUUUCUGCAUACAUUGCCAAUUUGCUAGCUUUAGAUCUUCUUUUGUCAAGUGAUCCUAAGGAAAUUUUAAGUGUUACUUUAGAAAAUGCUUAUAAUACCCAUGCAUAUUUGCAUAUUCCUUCUGAUCUGGGCAGUCACCUCCCCUAGUACUAACUAGUUUGGGAGAGUUGAGAAAAAGGAAUAAAGGUCCCAUGGGACACUGACUGAAUAGCACUGAGCUAAACUGCAUAGCAUGACUAGAACAAGAAUUUUUGUUCAUAUUUCAUCAGACCACACACUGCUUGUUCACUACCAGAACUCCUGCCAAAUGGUAUUUGACAUGAUAGUUGUGCAUUUACAGGUUCAAAGAAGAUAAAGCACAACUCUGAGAAAUAAAACAUAUUCACUUCCAUAUAAAAUCCUAUGUAAGAAAAGCCUAGACAACUUUGUCAGCUUGUUUGAAUUGUCAUGACUCCAUUCAAGAUACUGUAUUUUUCAUUCAGUGGGGCUCAAUUGCACAGUCUAGCCAGUGCCUCCUCAAUUGUCUGCCCCACUCCCUAGCGAUGCCAUAGCCUUUUGGUGGGACCAAUGCCUGCACCAACUCCUUGUAUGCUAAAUAAAGAUGGCCAGGAGACAGAGAAAAGGUAAGGAUAGUUUUCACCCCCCAAAGGACCAGAGGAGGUGCUGAAGGUAAUUAAAGAGUGAGAUAAAAGGUUUUGUGACUGGUGCCCUCAGCCCUCUCUGAAAAUAAAAAAAAUGUGUCCCUUGAUCCAAAAGGUUUGACAACCCCUGAUUUAGACGCUCUGAAUCAGCAAAUUCUGUCUAAAAUUGGGAUGUUGAGUCAUAGUACCUCCAGCUCAAGUGUCUGUGCUUAGCUUGGGGAAAGCUAAGUUAUGGAACUCCUUGUCACAAGGAAAAUGCUGUGACAAAGAAUUUCCUAAAAUGGAUUAGACAUCAGUGGAAAAUGAUAUCCAUCAUUGCCAACGGAUUAUGUCAAACUCUGCUUCCAUUUAGCACCAUUUUCUUUCUGGCUUUGUCCCUGCACCACCAUUCUGUGUCUUGUGGGUCUCAGUAACUUCUAGUCAUCUCAAGUGGACCCUGGGGGUGAAAUGUUUGAGAACCCAAGCUUCAUACUGCAUAAGGAAUCUAUUUUGAGGCAGCCUUGGAUGGGAGAAACCAGAUCCUUUCCAAAAUACUGAUUUGUAAAGGCUUUAUAAAGGCAGCAGGCAUAUUUGUUUUAUAAUAUGUACCAAUUCCAUUUGUUAAGGGAAAGAUUUUCUGUCACAAAGGGGAAAGCAAAAUGCAGUUGGUAAGUACAAUAUUGAUUGAAGAAAAUAUAUGUUGCCCUCUCAGGACCUGAAAUUAUUUUGGUGAUAUGUGUACUCAUGUCAGUGUGGUUGAAAAAUAAUGGAAUCAUUUGUGCAUCAAAUGCAGGUACAGAGGAUCACCAGCUGAACCUCUACUAUGUUUGCUUUGUUGGAACCUGAUGAAGAUAUCUUUCGGUGGAAUGCUAUGUCAGGCUAUUACAAAUGUUCAGGCUGCACAAGCAUAUCAGCUUGCAAGAUGGAACAAUCCGUCUCCUCACUCCCACCACACACUGGGGGUUCUCUCAACACCCCCCUGAGCCAAUUUUGGGGGGCUGAGGAGGGGGGAAAGCCCCAUUGGGCACACUGAAGCCCUUGCUGAUGGGUUUUAUUAGGUGAAUCCUGUCAUGUAUCUUUAAAAGCCUGGUAUAUCAGUCACCAUGAAGGCAGAUUAUGCAUAUAUUUCCCAUUGUCAAGUGGCAAUCAGAGGCCAGUAAGAUGACUGCACAUAACGUGUGCAUGAAAGGCAGUUGUCAACAUGCAGUGAUGACAGGAAUGCCUAUAUUAUGUCACUCCCCAAUACAAGGCACAAGUAAACUACCAGGAAAAACCUAGAAUGCCCCUCUACUGCUACUAAUUCUGUGACCUUUAGGAGAUCAACAAUUCAUGUCUGGAACCAUAAGCACUAUGGUUUUCCUCAAGCAUGGGUUCAAAUUCCCUUAUAGCUCAAACAACUGUAGCUGCUGCAAACAACCCUUUUGCCAGGAAAAGUGCUAGGGCUACACAGAGAAGGCGGGAUGGCUAUUUGCUACAUGCUUAAGCUCUUGGAUUUGCCAGAUUCCUAUAGUGUAAAUUGUUGGUUGGAAACUUUGCUUAAAAUUAAGCACAAUGUUUUUGCCUAUUAAUUAUCUGAAUAUUACAAAUUUUAUUUUAGUUAUGGACAUCAAUGUAUCAGAGACUCAGCUCUGCAUUAGUGUCGAAGUUUUCACAGUACGUCUGCCACCACCUGAGGUACAGGAGUAAAUCAAUGUUUUCUAGUUGCAUUUUAACUAGGCCUGCAAGUCUGCAUCCUAUUGGGGGUUUAUUUAUUAUUCAUGACACUUUCCCCUUCCUUACCCUACACCUUCUCCAAAUCUGCUCCAGAGGGUUGGGGAAUCUGCAGAACAGAUUUAGUGAGUGUGAAGGAUGGGGAGUCCCAUUCUGCAAAGAGAAAUAUUUGUACUGGUGAGAUUGUUGCUUAGUGCGGUGUUGGUUACAAGCCAAUGUACUCAUGAAGUUUUGAUUUCAUAAUAAGUAGAUGAAUGCUGUAUAGGUUUUUAUGGUACCUUAAUUAUUUUAAUGCAUAAUACUUACUUGCCAUAUAUGUUUGCAGAUACUUUGAAAAAUUACUUUAUUGAUUUUUUUCUAUUCUCAGCUUGAAGAAUUUAAUAUUUCAGCAAACAUCUUAAAGAAAUUUGACAGUGAUAAUAAUGCUAUCAUUCAAAAAUACUCUAUUUUAAGUAACUGGUGCUAUGUUUUGCCAAGGUAUGUUUUUAUAUUUCAACAAGAAAUGCUAAUGAGAUGAACAACACAUCUCCUGCAAUAUGUAUUAGUAAUUAUGACUAGUUUGGAAAUUGAUUACUCAAGGAGAAAAAACAUUUCAUGACCAAUAUCGACUUUUCAUAAGUGUUCAUACAAAUUCAAUUGGCAUAUUCAUUAUUUUUUAAAAAAAGGAAUUUUUCAAAGUCUAUAUUUUUAUUUUUAUUGCGUACUAUUUUUAAUCUUUACACAUUUCCAUAGGAAAAUUUAUUCUAUCUGUUUUCCCUGUAUCAAACUGUAAGUGAUAUCUGCAGAUAAAUUUGCGUUACCAGCUUUUUCUGUAUGAGAGACUGUCGAAAAUGUCACAGCUUUAUAGCAGAUAAAAUUUUACUGUUAAAUUAUAAACAAAGAGUGACAGUUCAGUUUCUGAUCUACUUCCUGUAAAACAGGCAAAUUGUUUCACUAGCCAAGUUAAGUUACAAUGCUGUAAAUCACUCACUGGUGUGGGUGGACUGUAGGAUCAUCCAGCACAAUUCAUAUGUGUCAUGAAAGUAACUAUGUUUUCUAUCUCAUUAUAUGGCAUGGAAUUAUUAUUUUUUAGUUUUCUUUCCUUACUUCUGCACAGCAUGAAAAUGGGUCAGAUCAUAAGCAUUAGCCACAUAAUUCCACCCGAUACUCCAUUCCAGUCAUAUAGUGAUUUGCAGCUGCACUGGGAAAAUCUGGUAAGUGAGUGCAAAUACAUAAUUUGUUCAGUGUUGACUAUUUUAUAUAGCAAGUUCUUAACCUCCUUGUAUUUAUGUAUAUAUAUUUUCUUCAGUAUGGCUAUAUUCUUCCGGAGGAUCCUGGGAUUUAUUGCAACGUUUACUUCAAACUGAUAGGGGAGCAACUCUUCACAUAUCUUUUAUAA